This is a messenger RNA of Pelodiscus sinensis (Chinese soft-shelled turtle), 1726 nucleotides long. RefSeq names its product FLVCR choline and putative heme transporter 2 (gene FLVCR2). Gene Ontology annotation, cellular component: membrane. NCBI's taxonomy places the organism in Eukaryota, Metazoa, Chordata, Testudines, Trionychidae. Gene Ontology annotation, molecular function: heme transmembrane transporter activity; heme binding. Gene Ontology annotation, biological process: transmembrane transport; heme export. The record is from RefSeq and is a predicted model, not a curated record.
CUGUCCCUGCGCCGCUGGGCCGUGGUGCUGCUCUUCAGCUCCUACUCGCUCUGCAAUGCCUUCCAGUGGAUCCAGUACGGCAGCAUCAACAACAUCUUCGUGCACUUCUACGGCGUGAGCACCUUCGCCAUCGACUGGCUCUCCAUGUGCUACAUGCUCACCUACAUCCCCCUGCUCUUCCCUGUGGCCUGGCUGCUGGACAAGAAGGGCCUGCGCCUCAUCGCCCUCGCCGGCUCAGCCCUCAACUGCCUAGGCGCCUGGGUGAAGCUGGGCAGCUUGAAACCGCACCUCUUCCCUGUCACUGUCCUGGGGCAGGUCAUCUGUUCUGUGGCACAGGUCUUCAUUCUGGGCAUGCCCUCCCGCAUUGCCUCUGUCUGGUUCGGAUCCCAUGAGGUCUCUACUGCCUGCUCCAUUGCUGUCUUUGGGAACCAGCUUGGGAUUGCAGUGGGUUUCGUUGUCCCACCCGUUCUGGUUCCCAACUUGGAGGAUCAGGAACAGCUUGCCUAUCACAUCAGGAUCAUGUUCUUCAUCAUUGCAGCCAUAGCAACAGUGCUUUUCAUCCUCGUCAUCAUUGUGUUCCGGGAGAAGCCCCCGUUUCCUCCAAGCCGGGCCCAGGCCUUGAGCCAGUCAAAGCCACUGGAGGAAUAUUCCUAUGUGCAGUCCAUCCUCAGCCUGCUCCGCAAUACCAAUUUUGUCCUGCUGAUAGUCACUUAUGGUUUGAACACUGGUUGCUUCUACGCUCUGUCCACUCUGCGGAACCGCAUGGUGAUCCAGCACUAUCCAGGGGAGGAGGUGAAUGCUGGAAGAAUUGGACUCACCAUUAUAGUAUCUGGCAUGGCUGGAGCUCUGCUUUCUGGCAUCUGGUUGGAUAAAACCAAAACCUACAAGCAGACAACGCUGGUGGUUUACAUCAUGUCUCUGGUGGGCUUGGUGGCCUUUACCUUCACCCUGAACCUAGGCCACCUCUGGGUGGUCUUUGUUACUGCAGGCGUGUUGGGCUUCUCCAUGACUGGGUACCUACCACUGGGUUUUGAGUUUGCAGCAGAGUUAACAUACCCAGAGUCAGAAGGAACAUCUUCAGGCCUCCUUAAUGUAUCUGCACAGGUUUUUGGGAUCAUUUUCACCAUCAGCCAAGGGAAGAUCAUUGAUCACUUUGGGACGCAGGCAGGAAACCUCUUUCUUUGCUCCUUCCUGCUCCUGGGGACCUUCAUAACCGUGUUCAUUAAGGCCGAUCUCCGGAGACAGCAGGCCAAUUUGGACAGUGAACAGACUAGACUCCAGGACAGCAGGCACACCACGGAUUACGGAUUGUAGCUUGUAGCCUUAACCCCAUCACUUCCAAUCCCUGCUCACUAGUUCUCACACAAAGGUAGGAGAAUCAUACUAAUCUGCUUAUCUAAUCACUCACAGGAGUAACACUGGCACCAAGCCAAUGGCACUAGUUGCACUGCCUUAGGGAGCAGCAGAACAGCUGGAGUGAUAGGGUAGUUGGGAUACAGAGGCAGCUCUCAGCAUCUCCAGGAGACAGAUGGGGAGAGAUUGGUCUUGAGCUUGUGAAGCAUUGAGAAGAAUGAGGACUGAUGAUAUGUGGCUGCUUGGGUAACUGGAGCUUAAGGACUGGUGGGAUGGGUGUUCUCUUGUCAGAGCAUAUAGCAAAUUCUUUUGUGAGUAAGUGUGCCGAAGAAAGGAAUCUUGGACAGCCUCAUGGCUGAAUAGUUAUUUAAAG